AUGACAGAAUCUUUACAUUAUGUGUAUAUGGAUAUAUCUAUUGGUGAUAAGCGGAUUGGUCGGAUAGUGAUAAAGUUAUUUGAAGAUCAAGCUAUAAACGCUUGUGAUAACUUCAAAGAGUUGUGCUCCAAACACGCCUAUAAGAAUACAUUCUUUCACAGAGUAAUCAGAAAUUUUAUGGUCCAAGGAGGAAAUAUCGAUAUAAAGAAUGGAAAUGGAAAUGGUGUUUACCCGUUUAGAGGGGUCGAAACACUUGCAAAGGGAGGUCACUCGAUUUUCCGGUCGAGCACUAAUCCAGAAGGAGAUUUCAAAGAUGAAAACUUGAGACAGUUUGACGAACCAUUUUUGGUGGCAAUGGCCAAUUUAGGAAAACCGAAUACAAAUAGAUCUCAGUUUUUCAUCACGUGUGCAGUGGAGAGUCAUUUGGAUGGAAAGCACACAGUUAUAGGUAAAGUUAUUCAUGGGAAAAGUGUUGUUCGGUCGAUAGAGCAGACUGAUGUCUACUCAGCAAGUCCCGACGAUAAAAAUGCUUGGAUUCCUAGUGAUCCUGUAUUUAUAACAGAUUGCGGUCAAUGGAAAGAAACAGACCCAGUACCAGUCUAUGAUUGCUGUACCGAUACAAUAGGUGGAGAUAUUUAUGAAGAAUUUCCGGACGACAACGAGAUUCCAAAUCUCAAUCUAGAUAACGCAGCACAAGCAUACGAUAUCUGCCUGAAAAUCAAGAAAUCUGCUGCAUUACUGUAUAAAGCAAAAAGGUAUCAAGACAGUUUUUUCAAAUACAAGAAAGCCAUGCGUUACUGCAACGAGCUCAUACCCGACGAGUCCAAAGAUAAGGACCAAUAUCUAGAAUUUUUGGAAUAUAAAAAGACGCUCUAUCUCAAUCUUGCUCUCACCUCGUUGGAAAUGGGUGAAUACCAAAAAUGUAUUGAUUACUGUGGAUUUUUGUUCGAAUUCAUUGAUGAUAACAAAGAUGUGAAACUUACGUCUGUUCAGGUGAGCAAAGCGUUCUAUCGUCUUGGAAAAUCUUUCACUGGUUUGAAAAAAUACACAGAGGCAUUGGAUUCUUUCAAAAAGGGACUUUCAAUUAAUGUACAUGACUCUGGGAUCAAGAGGGAACUUGAGAGGGUUAAGAAGCUCAAAUACGAUUCGGAAAAGGAUUCCCGUGCAAGAUAUGCAAAAUUUUUCAAUUAA
Molecule: messenger RNA, 1191 nt
Organism: Brettanomyces bruxellensis
Lineage: Eukaryota; Fungi; Ascomycota; Pichiomycetes; Pichiales; Pichiaceae
Exons: 1
Coding region: 1-1191 (396 amino acids)
Biological process (GO): protein folding; protein peptidyl-prolyl isomerization
Molecular function (GO): peptidyl-prolyl cis-trans isomerase activity; protein binding
Source: RefSeq, a predicted model, not a curated record